Molecule: messenger RNA, 4128 nt
Organism: Musa acuminata AAA Group (dessert banana)
Lineage: Eukaryota; Viridiplantae; Streptophyta; Magnoliopsida; Zingiberales; Musaceae
Product: phosphatidylinositol 4-kinase gamma 5-like
Exons: 5
Coding region: 550-2502 (650 amino acids)
Source: RefSeq, a predicted model, not a curated record
AAGAAGAUUGAAGAGAGGCGAGAGAGUGGGAGAGGGAGAGGGAAAGAGCGAGUGGACUUGGAGGAGGAGCGCGAUCCUCCGCCGUGGGAUCGACAACCGGGUCGGAUUCCCGCGUCGGGUCGCCGUGGAGCUGGUGGUUCGGUGAGAUCGCAGCCGCUGGUGGGUUACUUCCGCCGCCUCUCGCGAUCUCCCUUGCCAGUAUGACGCUUGGUUCCUAGACGAUUUCUUUUUACGAUCUCCUCGUUUGGACGUUCUUGAUGUCGCUAGGUCCUGAUUCCUUCAUAUCAGCCUAAUGGCCAAUAAGAUGGGUUUUCCAAUGUAGGGUGGUCGCUCAUCUUCCCACAGACCUACUGCUUUCUAGUUUUUGUUCAAGGUCUGCUGGUCCAGUAUUACUUUCUCACUUAAUGAUCGAUCCUGUACUGCACCUUCUCUCUAUAACCGCGUCAGCCUCCGUGUGUGGCGUGUGCUCAAGAGAGAAGAAGAGAAAGAAGAAAAUCAUCUGUUUGGCCGAAGUAUCUGUUGUUGAUAACUGUGGAUCCUACUUAUUCCAUGUCGCCUAACUUGGACAGCCCCAUUAAGACCCAGAUGGCAGUUUCCGUCUUAACCCACACCCUUAACUACGAGUACCAUCGGAGCAACCAAAGUGAAGGAAAACCAAGUGGACGAAGGCGUGUGUUUGUUCAAACUGAAACUGGAUGUGUAUUGGGUAUUGAACUGGAUCGUGCGGAUAAUGCUCAUACUGUGAAGAGAAGGUUACAGAUUGCUCUUAAUGUACCUACCGAUGAGAGCUCGCUCACUUUUGGUGACCUUGUGUUGAAAAAUGAUCUCAGUGCUGUCCGGAAUGAUUCACCAUUGCUUCUUACCAGGAAUUCCAUGCAUAGAAGUUCCUCCACUCCGUGCCUCUCUCCUACUGGAAAGGACAUCCACCAGCAAAGGGAUCGGAGUGGCCCAAUCGAAGUUUUAGUGUGCUCUAGCCGCUGCUCUCGAACAAGACAGCUGGUCAAGGAUGUUGUGAAGGCUAUUAAAAAUGGCGUUGCUCCUUUACCGGUUCACAGUGGGCUUGGUGGUGCCUACUACUUCAGGAACACCAAAGGUGAGAGUGUUGCAAUUGUGAAGCCCACAGAUGAGGAACCAUUUGCACCGAAUAAUCCUAAAGGUUUCACUGGGAAGGCCCUUGGACAACCAGGCUUGAAAAGGUCUGUGCGGGUUGGUGAGACUGGAUUCAGGGAAGUUGCUGCAUACCUCCUGGAUUAUGAUCAUUUUGCCAAUGUCCCCCCCACGGUCCUUGUCAAGAUCACUCAUUCGGUUUUCCAUGUGAAUGAAGGUGUUAACUCUAAUACUAGCGGCAAGGCUGUUGACAGGAAGCGGAGUGCAGUCAGCAAGAUAGCAUCCUUUCAACAAUUUAUUCCUCAUGACUACGAUGCUAGUGACCAUGGGACGUCCAGUUUCCCUGUUGCAGCUAUACACAGGAUUGGUAUCCUCGAUAUUAGAAUUUUUAAUACUGACAGGCAUGCUGGAAACCUCUUGGUGAGGAAACUUGAAGGGGCAACUGGUAGAUUUGGGGCUCAGACAGAACUUAUUCCAAUCGAUCAUGGUCUCUGCUUGCCGGAGAGUUUGGAUGAUCCAUAUUUUGAGUGGAUCCACUGGCCACAGGCAUCAAUCCCUUUCUGUGAGGAUGAGCUUAAGUAUAUUGCAAACCUUGAUCCGGUGAAAGAUUCUGAGAUGCUUCGUAUGGAGCUGCCCAUGAUCCGCGAAGCAUGCCUUAGAGUUUUGAUCCUGUCAACAAUUUUUCUCAAGGAAGCAGCUGCAUUUGGGCUUUGCCUUGCAGAGAUUGGUGAGAUGAUGAGCAGGGAAUUCAGGGGCUUGGAAGAGGCGCCAAGCGAACUGGAAGUUGUGUGCAUUGAGGCAAGACGGCUGAUAGCAGAAAAAGUGGUCAUUUCUCCAGUAAUCAGUCCAAAUUAUGAUGACACAAUUCAGUUUGAUAUUGACUAUGAGGAAGCUGAUCCAGUGAUGCCGAAAUCUCCAUCUUUCAAUUUUGGAUCCAGAGGAAGAAUCUCCAGAAACCCGCUGUCAAGAUUAGAAGAGAGCUUGGAGGAGCAGGAGGAAGAUGAUGAGAACAUUGAGCACAAUAUGGAGGAUACUACUUACUGCUCGGAUGCCCGUGAGUGGCCUCCACAUGCCUCAAGACUGUCCGCUUCUUUGAAGACCAUGACUCUUGCUGGGAAUAGUCAGAACUAUGUGGCUGGUGUUCCAAGAGCUAAUUUUACCACUGGUAGAAAUAGCGGUGGUGCCAGUGGGCUUCAGGGUAGGAAUAGUAGGAGUGCGAACGAACAGCUGCCUGCAAGUGUGAGCUUCGUGAAGCUGGCUAACAUGGGAGAAGAGGAGUGGUCAGCAUUUCUUGAGAAGUUCCAGGAGCUGCUGCAAGGUGCAUUCCGUAGCCGGAAGUGUGGUGCCACUGGCCAGAGGCUCAAGCAGAGGUUGGGCAGUUCUUGUCAGUUUUGAGUGUAGAAGAUAGGUAUGGAGAGUUGAGAGAGGUUGUUUUUACAGCGGUUGACUAUGAGCCCUUAUCUAGUAGGUGUAAUGAAGGGAGAAGGUGGCUGUAAGAAUCAGAUUGUUGUGUAGUAGUAUUAUGUUUGAGAGGAUGUGACGGAGGUGAAACUCGAGUCUGUGCCGCCGCCUCUGUAUAUAUAUGUUUUAUGGUUGAAGAAGGUAGGUAGUGUGAUGGCCUGCCUGUAUGUAUGUUAUUAUGUUCCUAAAGAAAACACUCGGCAGCAAUAAGAAAACUCAGUUCGAUGAUGCGGAUCAAGCCUGGUAUAUAUACAAAAGGUAAUCAAGUUUGUAAUGUGAUUCUCAAGUAAGGAGGACUUGAAUACUGAAACAUGCACGCAUAUGAUGAUGAUGAUGAUGAUACGUGAGAAGGAAACAUCCAUGUUGAGUCGGGAUCAAGGCACAGAAGGACUGGAAGAUGGUGGAAGCCCACCUCCCAUCCUCAGCUGCAUCUCUAUGAUUGAUGCUGAACACUUAAGGCACAACCCAUGUCGCGUGUUCCCCUGUGAUCAUGUGUUUGCACUUGCACCAUCAUGCGAGGAGCCAAGUGGCGUACUUUCUUAAGCCAGAAAGGGUGGUUGGUUGGUGGUAGGGACAUGGAAAGUGGAGAUAGUAUGAGGUGGAGCUGCUGCUGCUGCUGCUGCUGCUGCUGCUGCUGCGACUCGAAGAUAAGAAGAAGACUGAUGGUAGGAGUUGACAGUCGAGGAUGGGGACUGCCUGGCUGGGACCUGUGCCUAUACAUUAAGCACGAGGAAGUUGCAUUUGCUCAAACCACACCCAACAUAGUAAGUACAUCAUGAGACAUGAUUCGUUGUUUUUAUACACGCAUAAUGCUUCUUCUUAUUGAUCAUGAGACAUCUAGUCUUAGGUUAGUCUAGUUUGGGCAUAUUUAGGUUAACUUAAGACUGCUGUGAGUCUAGCUUGGGUUUUCUUUUAAUUUUCUUACCUUUUUGGAUAUUUUUUUUUCCAUAUUGUUAAUUCCUAUUUUAGGUCAUAUUUACACUUUUUUUAAAUUAAAUUCUUUAGUUUGAGUCCCCUAUCAUGGACACAGAUAAACUUGGAAGAGUUUAAGCUAUUAGGGUCAUGUUUGAACAUUCCACACAUUUCUUUUGGAUAGAAUUUUUGGUGACAUAUGACAUUUACUAUCAUCUCUUCAAAUAAAAUUUUAGGAAGAUGAGUGUUAGUCUAAUUGAAAAAUCUUCCGACAUGAACAUCUUAUGAGUCUAUAUGCAUGGGUCUUCUUCCAUGGUGUUACAAUCAUAACUUGCAUUAAUGAAAUUAUGUGUUUUGAAGAGUAUGGCCUAGUUAUCUUAUCCUUAUCUUACUUUACUUCUCUAUGAUGAUAUUCUUAUUUAUUGGUUUAUUUAUUUUCCUUUUACGAUCUUGAUUGAGGGUAUGUGUGUGUGAGUCUAAUCAACUGGGUUGCCUACAUGAGACAUGUUUUAUUUAUGUUCUGACACAAUCAAAUGGUUAGGUUAACAUGAUUAUCUAGCUAGUUCUUGGUUUUGUGAAUUGUCCUAGUCGAGAAUAUUUAUGUCUAAUUGUUCUGAAAUAGCUUUCUGUCUGAUUUCUUGGAUUUCA